AUGGACACGCAGAUCGCCUACCCUCCUUCUUCAUCUCGCGGAGGCGAUAUUCAUACAACGAAUAACGCCAAAUCAUCUAAGAAUGAGAAAGUGAAGGCCAUAGCCAAGGCCAAGGAACCAACAGUAGAAAACGUGCCCAGUGACAUCGAGGGGAAAGGAAAGGGCAAGGCUACUCAAAAAGAGGUCGAGGCCACCGAAGACCAUAAUGGCGAUGUUCAAUCAGUCUCGCGCGGUGACAGUGUCUCUUCUCGUUCUCGGGAUAAGCAGGAGGAGGAAGAUCCUUUUGCAAGCUCGGGAGAUUCUGAAUCUGAAGCUGAUCCUGAUGAGAAUGAAUCAUCGAGGCAGGCCAGGAAGGAAUCAAAACGGAGAUGGAAGGCUGAGCUCUAUAAAGACCCCGAUGCGAAAAGAGAGCAUAGAGCAAAGACAAAAGCACGCAGAGCGAAGAAGGAUCGACAAACGAAGCUAAAUAUCGAAAACGAAGGGAUUCGCGGCUACACUGAGGCACGCAAAGCUAGAGCACCGCCGUCUAAGCGUCCGGCAGAAGUUGAGAAGAUCUGGCAAGGACUGUAUCCUACCGUAAAAUCCUGGUGGCGAGAAACGGCUGGUACCAAAAUCCCUAAAAGCCAUCAGACCCAAAUUGAUACGGCUGACAGAAAGAUCAUCAAGUACAUUGACAGCGUCAUAUCAACACCUGGACAGAAGAAAGCCGCUGAGCUUUUCAUGGCUCAGUGGCCUCAGAAGAAAGAACGUGAGAGGCGAGCUUUUGUCGAACGGAAUCCUCAGGCUUCAAAUGAGACUAUCGAAAACGAGUUGGUGGAGAUUGAGAGCAGGUUUCGAGAUGAGGUCGGACUGGAGAACCGCAAGAAGAAUGGGAAAGAUACCAGACAAGAGAUGAUCAACAAGUACGAAUUUCCUGCACAGCGACUCUAUAACUCCAUCUCUGAGCUCGGCAAGCACCUCUCGCAGAUCAAUGAAUUGCCGUCGCAGAAGCACUUAGAAGAGAAGCGCAUUGAGGCUUUGAAGCAGAUGAAGUCGGCCAAAGGGCGAAAGCAACAGUUGCAAUUUGAACAAGAGGCACUCCAGCUUGAAGAGGACAUGCAAUUAAACGAGCACCAGAUUGAAGAGUUUCUUCGUGGGGUGUUAAUCUUCAUGGAGGAAUUGUCGAACGACAUAGGCAUUUCCCCAUCGUUUGUCACGUCUCCUACAGCAAUGACGACAUUCAACAACUUUCUCGAAUCCUCGGAUCAACACAAAGAGCUAUAUCAGAAGCUGAGAGCCCAAAUCGAGCGACCAACAUUGGAGCAGAUCAACGCAUGGGAACUAGCUUCCCGCCCUGUAUACGAUCUUGUUGAAAUCGUGCGCGAUGAUUCCGUUCUAUCGGAGGAACACGCAGAAGUAGUGGACAAGCACUUGACCACGAUAAAGAGACAUAACAGGACUUUGCAGAACUCUAACCAAGCAAAUGGCAUUGGUAUAGACGUCAACUGUGUGCCCAUGGCGAUAUUAGUGGAGAUGGUGGACCAGUGGAAGAAGGGGAAUCCUGACCAGGUCCAAGAGAAUCUCGAGAGGUUGAUGGAGCAACUUAGAAGUGAAGAGCCAGCUAAAGCCACUUUGACAGCACUCGAGACAAACGAAGCACCGGACGAUACCCCGAAUCCUGAUCCUGCUCCUGCUCCUGCUCCUACCUCAAGAACUCAAACUCAGUUUCCUAUACAGGAAUCUUCUCCUGGCCAGUUGACAGAUGAGAAUCUACUCGAUCUGGACAUAGAUUCGAUGUCACUAGAUAACGACCGCGUUGAGCCUUUCGCAUACGGGAACGGUGAGACGGAAUACGGACCGUUGGUAGCAACUCGCGCUUCGAUUUCCGACAACCCCAGAUUCCAUCGCUUUAUCAUUGACGCUGGUAUAGGAGAAGAGAAAUGGGAAUACUUCAGGGUAAUCAAGGGAACUGACCUAGGUCCAGGAGGUGCUGAGAGUAUGCCACAAGAUAAGGAGAUCAGUUUCAACAUAAAGGAAAGGAAGAAAGGCCUUAAGAAUAACCCAUUGAUAGGGAUCGGUCCCUGUGUUGUCAUGCCACGCGCGGAAGGCUAUGUUAGCCGCGCCGGCGCAAAGCAGCGUCAGCCUGAUACCUACGUCCGCGUUGCGUAUAAGGGGAUUACACAGGCUGAUUGGCUAAGCAAAACCGAGUUCAUCCAACUCGCUGGGAAAAAGUAUGCAGAAAAGCACUUAGCGAUCAUGAUCCCAGCCUACUACAAACGACAGCAGUACUUCGAGGCGUGCAAGGCACAAAGAAGGCAUCCUAAGACAAAGCUCCCUUUGACUUCGGAGGACUUUGAAAGCCACCCAUGGCUGUUUCCAGAUGAUGAGAGGAUGAUCAAGCGGCCCGAAGAGAAUGAUCCUAUGGAGGUUGACGACGACGACGAAUCUGUGAUUGAAAAUGUCAAGGUCAACGUAGGAGAUAUGCCAGAUGUAGAGUCGCGUGAUCCAUUUAAGAAGAAGAGAGCUGUUCUUCCACUGAGCGGCUCAGCAGGUUCAGAAUACUAG
This is a messenger RNA of Alternaria atra, 2544 nucleotides long. RefSeq lists its product as uncharacterized. Lineage: Eukaryota; Fungi; Ascomycota; Dothideomycetes; Pleosporales; Pleosporaceae. The transcript has a single exon. The record is from RefSeq and is a predicted model, not a curated record. Bases 1 to 2544 code for a protein of 847 amino acids.